Molecule: messenger RNA, 430 nt
Organism: Haliotis rufescens (red abalone)
Lineage: Eukaryota; Metazoa; Mollusca; Gastropoda; Lepetellida; Haliotidae
Product: adhesive plaque matrix protein 2-like
Exons: 5
Coding region: 86-400 (104 amino acids)
Source: RefSeq, a predicted model, not a curated record
GUAGGCGACGGCCACUGAACUAUAUUUGAUAUAAACUACGACAAAAUCGCUAGGUUUCCACAGCUGACCAACAUACUGAGCCAAUAUGAAGCUAGCCAUUGUUACCUUGCUUUCAUUCUCGGCACUUGUGGCAUCAGGCCCCAUAGGUGACCCCGGUGUGAAGAGGGCUACGGACUGUGCAGCCCUGUCUUGUGCCAGUGACGAGAUGUGUGUACAUGAACUUGUGUACUGCAAGAAAGACCCCUGUCCCCGCCAAGCCGUGUGUGCCGCUAAAGACAGCCACAUCUGCAGAUACAAGCCGUGUGAGAACGGAGGGGUCUGUUUCCCAGACACGACGCUGGGUUACACGUGCUCUUGUCUUCCCGGCUAUGUUGGAGUUACUUGUGAAGCUCACGUGUAAAUGACAAUUUGAAAUAAAUAUUAAGUUAGA